Messenger RNA from Eimeria tenella, 462 nucleotides. RefSeq names its product acyl-CoA thioester hydrolase, putative. Gene Ontology annotation, molecular function: fatty acyl-CoA hydrolase activity. Lineage: Eukaryota; Apicomplexa; Conoidasida; Eucoccidiorida; Eimeriidae. Gene Ontology annotation, biological process: acyl-CoA metabolic process. The transcript has 4 exons. The record is from RefSeq and is a predicted model, not a curated record. The coding region runs from base 1 to 462 and encodes 153 amino acids.
AUGCAGCCAGAAACCAUCAGUGUUUACGGGAGGGCCUUCGGGGGUUAUAUAAUGCGCUCGGCGUUGGAGCUUUCUUUCCUGACUGCGCAGAGGUUCCUCAACGCCAGCUACCCCGUCAUCGCGGGAAUGGAAGACAUCCGUUUCUUUGACGCUGUGAAGCAAGGAGACAUUUUGAAGCUGACGGCGAGCGUGGUUUGGAGCGACAAAGACGAAAUUCAGAUCCAGGUUGAGGCCUCAAGCAGCUCCGUGGGCUUGCCGCUGAAAAGGACCAACCGGAUGAUCUUCUACUACAGACAGAGUGAAAGACUGCGCGAGUUGCCUCCCGAAGAUCUUCAAGUUUAUCCGCAAAGCUACGAGGAAUACAUGUGGUUUCUUGACGCUCGUCGGCGCGCGCAGAAGAGGCGCGGGAAGGCAGCAGCAGCAGCAGCAGCAGCAAAACUUGAACCUUCGCCGAAACCCUGA